CUAGAUGUUAGAAAUAAUAACCUAACACUGGGAAGUGUAAAGUCCAUUGAUGUGAUUUUGCUGAGGCCUUAUCAAGUGAGAACUCAUAACUUUGUUGGAUGUGUGAGAAAUAUGAAAUUGAAUGAUGUCUUUCUUGACACUUCAAAGGCUCUAGCAUUACACAAGAUACUUGAAACUUGUCCACGGCCAGAUGUAGCUCCAUGCAGCAGCAGUAAAUGUCUUAAUGGAGGUGUUUGCCAUGAUCUCUGGUCCCAUUACUACUGCCAGUGUGCUGAGAAUUUCACUGGACCUAACUGUGAUAGCAAUGUCUCCGAGGAUCAUGGAUUAUUUCUUAGUGAGGGGACAUACAUUGUGUUUGUUGUCAAGGAAAGCUACAUUAGAAACCAGUUAUUUCAAGCCUUUCUAGAUGAAAAACAUGGGGCCAUUCAAGGGUUGGUCAGUUUUGAGAUCAAAAUGAGGACAAUCAAAAAGGACAGUGUUUUGAUUUUUUGUCAAAGCAAAGCGGUGCACCUAGAACUUAAGAUACUUGAUGGGAAACCUCUGUACAAAUUCACACAUUUAAUGUCAGGACAACAGUGGGAGCUUGGUGUAGGGACAAGUGUGUCAGAUGGACAAUGGCAUGUCCUUCUCUUGCACAGACAUGGACCAAACAUCAUUUUACUCCUGGAUCAGCAGCUUAUUAAAAAUAUCACCCAUAGCUUCAUUAGCCAAACUUCUGUUUUAGUAGAGAUGAUAACUCUGGGGUCAGCAGCAUCUGGUGGGUCAAGAGAUCGAGAUUUAGAUUUUGUAGGGUGUGUGGACUACAUCAAACUAAAUGGAUAUAUCCUACCCUUCAACGGGCACAAUGAGAUAGUAGAGGCAAAACCCAGUCCUUCACUCUUCCAAAAAGACUGCAUGUCUGCAGAUCACUGCAUCCUCUCACCUUGCUUUAAGGAAUCCUGUCUGACUCAUUCUUGUCUAAGUAGCAGUGACUGCAUUUCAUCAUCUUCUGAAAAUGGCUGGUGUUUCUGUUUAAAAAAUGUAUCUUCUUCAAUGUGCCUGCCAUGCUCAUCUCACACUGAGUAUAAAGAAGACUGUCUUCAAACUGUGAAACAUCCCCCCUUAUGGAUCAUUGCUAUUGUAUUUCCUAUAACUCUCAUACUACUUAUCUUAAGCCUCUUCUUUCUCCUGAAGAGAAGGGGAACACUGUGGCACAUCAAACACAGAACUCAACCCUGUAUCACAGAACCAAUGAAGCAGCAUGGCACAGAUAAUGUGGCAUUCAGUCCUGACAAUGAUGGUGGUGUCCAAAACAAUUCUAAUGAGAACAAGAAACCAGAUCUGUUAGUUGCAGGUGAACUUAGUCAGCGAGUUGAAAGCUUUAGUCAUAGCCAUCUUACAGGGUUUGGCGGAAGUGAGCUAGAGUAUUAUGAAAUUGACAGUACAUACACAACUUCCUGCUCUAAUAUUAAGCCCCUGAAAAUAAACACAGAUAUAUAUGAUAGGUUAGGCCUGCUUGAUAGUUCUGGAAAAGAUGGUCCUCCACAAACACAAAAUUCUCAAGUUUCUCCAUCCAUGUGUGAAGAACCACCAAAGAUGGAGUCUCAGACCUAUCCUGAAUCCUUAGCUCUUAGACAUGGCAUAGCAUAUACUACAAGAAUGUGUGGUAAAGUAGAUGAUGGGUGCAAAAAUCAUCAAGACCACCUCCUUUCCAAGUUUACCCCUGAACUAUCAGACCCCCCUCGUUUCCUCUCAGUGGAUGAGGUUAAAAUAUUAAGCAUUCCACUAGGUCAAGCCAAAGUUGGAGAGAGCCCAUCAGAAAGUGACAGCCACAGCUCCUUUACUUGCUCAGAAUAUGAUUGUGAGAAAGAACUCUACUGUAUCAGUGCACAGGACAAGAGCCACGAGCCUGUGAAAGAAGAUUGGUCAAGAGGACAGCUCAUACUGGCUGUUCCAUCACCCUUCAGAGACAUUCAGAUUCCUCCAGAUAGACCUGCUUCUGGGAAUAUGAAGCAAUGGGAGAGCCUCCUUGACCUAGGGGUCCAUUUUAAUACAUACUCAGAUGUUUUUGAGGACAUAGCAAGCCUCCCUGUCAUUCAAGCACAGGAUUGUGAUCUUCACAGUGAUGAAGAACAUAUUAUUUAAAAAUGUUAUUAAAGUAACUAUAAAGCUUGAGGGUUUUUUAAUAUAUAUUCAAACAGUGCAUAUAUAUAAUGUUUAGCA
This is a messenger RNA of Tachysurus vachellii, 2202 nucleotides long. Its product is annotated as protocadherin Fat 4-like. The record is from RefSeq and is a predicted model, not a curated record. Bases 112 to 2124 code for a protein of 670 amino acids. The transcript is spliced from 6 exons. Gene Ontology annotation, molecular function: calcium ion binding. Lineage: Eukaryota; Metazoa; Chordata; Actinopteri; Siluriformes; Bagridae.